AUGAAAAAUACCAAGGAGGCUGCGGAUGCAGAGCAACAAUGUGCCGAGUUGAAGCGACAAAUUGCAGAUGUCGAGCGACAACUUGCAGAUAUGGGGCGAGGAACUGCGGAAGCAAGGAGGCGGGCGGAACCGUCGAAUUUUCAUCAGAUACUUCGGCUUGCAGAAGACGAGCUCUUCUCCCGCUUCAACAAAGACCCGAGACAACUCUCAAUCACCACGGGCGACACCGAAGCCGAAGGGAAUUGGUGCCCUUCCAAACUGCGAAGGUGGACCGUCUUUCCCGACCUGCAUUCCGCCAGGUUUCAUCAACUCGAAGCCACUUUAGCGGAUCGGAAACUGUUCGCCUCUAUCCAUCAGAUGCGCGGUGCCUCCCGAUAUAUCAGCCCCAAUGGGUUCAAACACGAGGACGACGUUCGGGAGUUUCACCCCACCAUCCGACGGGUGACAUAUCGCAGUGCGGGCGUCGGCCCAGCGCCGCAGCAGGUGGAAGUUGAGGUCGAUGAGGACGAUAUGUCGCCGGACGCCUUACCCAACCGGUGGGGGAUACGGAUCGAUCGCCAGGGCGAAGGGGAGAAUUGUUUCUUCGGCAAGUUUAGAGUGCCGUACCAACUUACUGCAGAGAUGCUAAGGCCUGUGCUGGCCGAACACCCCGGCAACGAUUUUUUUUCGGUAUCACGCGACGUUUCGCCUGCUAAGCUAUAA
Dichotomopilus funicola is the source of this 702-nucleotide messenger RNA. RefSeq lists its product as uncharacterized. The transcript is spliced from 2 exons. The record is from RefSeq and is a predicted model, not a curated record. The coding region runs from base 1 to 702 and encodes 233 amino acids. Lineage: Eukaryota; Fungi; Ascomycota; Sordariomycetes; Sordariales; Chaetomiaceae.